UAUGAUGUUAUUGUAGAUUUUUGGUGUGUUAUAGCCAGCUGAAUAAGUGCCACAGGAGUCAGGUUCAGGCUUCUCAUGAAAAACAGUCGGCUGCCCUAGUUUCACAUGAAUAAAUACUGAGCAAGCCUGUUCCCACCCUCAGUCUUUCUUUCUGUCCACCAACGUUUGAAUCGUCUAUAACCAUGAUGCUCUUCAGUGCUACUUUGUAUCUGGCAUCAACCUGGCUGCUUGUAGAUGCAGGUAUCGCUAAAGAGACUGUUACCACCUGUGUGGACAACGUUGUGCAUCGUUUGAGCUGUGAUUUGGAGAGCGUGAUAAGUGUCGAGACGUCCCUGUACGGCCGCAAGGACAAUGUGACGUGCAAUGAAGGAAAGAGUCCAGAUGAGGUUUCCAACACCAACUGCUCUCUUGUUGGCGUCGCUAAUGUCGUCAAGGAAAGAUGUAAUGGAAAAAAGGUGUGUGAGCUGAGCACAGAUGUCUUUGGCAGAUCUGAUCCCUGCGGGGCCACCGCCAAAUAUCUGCAGACCACCUACACCUGCCUCCCUGCCUUUCACCGCGUGAUAUGUGAGCACUCUCUAUCAGACUUAAGUUGUGAUCAAGGCCAGGUUAUUGUUGUCCAUGGAGCUGAUUACGGACGCAGAGACCAGACCACAUGUCUGUACGGACGCCCAGCCAAUCAGAUCCAAAACACAGCCUGCUCCAGCCCCACCAGCACAGUUGCUGAAAGCUGCCAAGGUAAAAACAGUUGCAUCAUUAAAGCCAGCAACUCUGUGUUUGGAGAUCCUUGUGUGGGCACUUACAAGUACCUGGAGGUGGCUUACCACUGCCAAUUAACUUCCAUAAAACAGAACGAUUAUGUUUUGGCCAAUUUCACAAUAAAAUGCAAAGUGAGCUUUUUCAUUACAAUCUGGCACUUUUCUCUAUCCCUAGUGCUUGCAACAGCUUGCUUACCCAUGGUAUCUGUUGCUGUUACUGAAAAGGCCACAACCUGUGACGACAGCGAUAAUAUCCAGCAUUUGAGCUGUGAUAACGGAGUGAUCAGUGUGCAGUCAGCCCUGUAUGGACGAGCUGACCGACAGAUCUGCAGUGAGGGCAAGUCUCCCAAGCAGCUUGCCAACACACAGUGUUCUCAAGACGGCGCCGUGGGCAUCAUCAAAAACAGGUGUGAUGGCAAGAGGGUGUGUGAGUUCAACACAGGUGACGUCCGCAGCUCCGAUCCCUGCGUCGGCAUCGCCAAGUAUCUGGAGACCAAUUACACCUGCCUCCCAGCAAAUCGUCUUGUCACAUGUGAACACUCCAAUUCACAUUUGUAUUGUGAUUAUGGGCAGGUCAUAUUUGUCUAUGGGGCCGACUACGGACGUCGAGACCGCACCACCUGCUCUUACAGACGACCUGCCUCUCGAACUGAAAAUGUUUACUGCUCAAACCCCACCAACAUAGUGGCUCAAACCUGUAACGGGAAAAACAGCUGCACAAUCAGAGCCCACAACUCAGUUUUUGGAGACCCGUGCAGAGGCACAUUCAAGUACCUGGAGGUGGCUUACACAUGUCAAUAUCUUUGAGUGACUUCAGAAAGAUCUGCAUGAUCAACACAAGAAUUGGAAAACACAUUGUUAGCACAUAUAAUUUUAUUUUGUACAAAAUUAUACCCAGAUUAGUAUAGGUCAUGCUAAUGUGUAAUGUCUGUAAUUGGACCAGAUUAUUUGAUUAUAUGAUUUUUUUUUCAGCAGAUGUUGGCAAGUGUAUUUGGUUCCCAUUGAGGAGUUACAUUACUCAGGUCUGCCUAAAGAAUUAAAACUGUCAAGAAAUAAUGAAUUUAGCAUCUAUGUCAUUGUUGUGUUCAUGAUUAGUUUUUUCUGCCUGAACUCCACAUUCUGGCUCAGUUACCAUGUUGUCCCCUGCACGAGAGAAAGGAUUAUGCCAAAAAAACGAAAUAGAUAAAUAACGAAAGUUAAAGAAUUAAAAUAAAUCUGUGAAAAUGCAAGAAAAAGUGACCAGUAAAAGUAAGCGACACUGACCAAUGGGGGUUUGUGUGCAUAAAAAAAAAAAAAAAAAAAA
This is a messenger RNA of Xiphophorus maculatus (southern platyfish), 2058 nucleotides long. Its product is annotated as rhamnose-binding lectin-like. Gene Ontology annotation, molecular function: carbohydrate binding. The record is from RefSeq and is a predicted model, not a curated record. The transcript has 16 exons. The coding region runs from base 183 to 1562 and encodes 459 amino acids. Lineage: Eukaryota; Metazoa; Chordata; Actinopteri; Cyprinodontiformes; Poeciliidae.